Messenger RNA from Lates calcarifer (barramundi perch), 545 nucleotides. RefSeq names its product SEM1 26S proteasome subunit (gene sem1). The record is from RefSeq and is a predicted model, not a curated record. The transcript has 3 exons. Gene Ontology annotation, cellular component: proteasome complex; proteasome regulatory particle, lid subcomplex. Gene Ontology annotation, biological process: mRNA export from nucleus; proteasome assembly; double-strand break repair via homologous recombination. Lineage: Eukaryota; Metazoa; Chordata; Actinopteri; Centropomidae. The coding region runs from base 42 to 305 and encodes 87 amino acids.
CUACCCGCUUGAACAGCGUCGACAUCCCGCAAUUCCUGCGUAUGAUACCGGUCAUUCACAAACAGCAACACAGCGACAGAAGAGUUGCUAUCAUGUCAGACAAGAAACAGACCGUGGACCUGGGUUUGCUGGAGGAAGAUGAUGAGUUUGAAGAAUUCCCAGCCGAGGACUGGACGGGGCUGGAUGAAGAUGAAGAUGCUCAUGUUUGGGAAGACAACUGGGAUGAUGACAACGUAGAAGAUGAUUUCUCAAAUCAACUGAGAGCGGAGCUGGAAAAACAUGGUUACAAAAUGGAGACGUCAUAGCAGCUGACAAGGCCUUUCAAUAUGCUAUGACAUUGGAUAUGGACAUUUAUAUUUGAUUAUCACUGGUUGACCACACAACAACGGAAGAGAUUUGAGGAUGUUCAUUUGUUUCUUUUAUAUGUAAGAAAUACUGAUGAAAGUGUUGAGUAAUUCCUUUGAGCAUUUGUACCCCCCAACUGUACUGCAUCUGUUCAGACAUUGACAUCUACAGAUAAUAAACUUGCUGAUGUUUACACAAUA